Aspergillus niger is the source of this 396-nucleotide messenger RNA. RefSeq lists its product as uncharacterized. The record is from RefSeq and is a predicted model, not a curated record. The transcript is spliced from 2 exons. Lineage: Eukaryota; Fungi; Ascomycota; Eurotiomycetes; Eurotiales; Aspergillaceae. The coding region runs from base 1 to 396 and encodes 131 amino acids.
AUGUCCGGUUCGAAAUCCCCGAUAGAAGAGACCGAAAAGUCUCUCGUGCAGAAAGCCAGAGCAUGGGGAGAGAACUCAUUCCCACCCACCCUGCUCGCCACUCUUAUCACCGCACAAUACAUGCGACCGUUCCAGGCACUUCCCAUGCUUUUUCCUCCCGUCCUUAUAUUCACCAGCUACGCCAACAUCCAAGGCUUCAAGACUGAUACAGCCGGUAUCAGCGCUGCGUGGUCCGGGCUGUACCUGUUGCUCGCGGGUCGUCGGAAGCAGCCGUUCAUGAAGAAAUGGGGCGCGAGGGGAAUUAUCCGCGGUGCGACAAUGGGUCUGUGCUUGGUUAACAUGGUUAGUGGUGGGCUGGCGUACACCCUUGGAAAGAGGGAGGAUGAGGAGGAAUGA